Cryphonectria parasitica EP155 is the source of this 1154-nucleotide messenger RNA. RefSeq names its product glutathione S-transferase. The record is from RefSeq and is a predicted model, not a curated record. The coding region runs from base 232 to 1053 and encodes 273 amino acids. The transcript is spliced from 2 exons. NCBI's taxonomy places the organism in Eukaryota, Fungi, Ascomycota, Sordariomycetes, Diaporthales, Cryphonectriaceae.
CCUCUGUCAACCAUAGCUCUCUUGCCCAAGAACAGCCCUGCUUUGCUAUCACCUGCUCUUCUAAACAAGUCCUUCGUAUCCAUUCCCUUGUUGACCCCGACUCUGUUUUGCGCCCCGUCCCACGCCUACAGUACCAAGAACCACGCCGGCCGUGUCCACCUGGAAGAAGAAAAGACACAGCAACAACAACAACAACAACAACAACAACAUCAACAAGACAAAGAAGACAUCAUGUCGGAACCAACCGGUCUCAUCGCCAAGGAGGGCCUCGAGCUCCUCACCCUAGGGACCCCCAACGGCUACAAGGUCUCCAUCCUCCUCGAGGAGCUCAAGGAGGCCUACGGCGACAAGUUUCCCCAGAUCACCUACCAGACCAUCAACAUCAUGAAGAACACCCAAAAGGAGCCGUGGUUCACCGCCAUCUGCCCCAACGGCCGCAUCCCCGCCCUCGUCGAUCACGACCGCAAUGAUUUCCCUGUCUUCGAGGGCUUGGCCAUCCUGUCUUACCUCACCCGCCACUACGACCCGGAGCACAAGCUGAGCUUCCCCAUCGACAGCGACGACUACUCUGUUGCUGAGCAGUGGAUGGCCUGGCAGCAUGGCGGCGUUGGUCCCAUGCAGGGCCAGGCAAACCACUUCCUCCGCUUCGCAAAGGAGAAGAUCCCUUAUGGCAUCCAGAGAUACGUGGGCGAGUCCGAACGCCUCUACGGUAUCCUCGAUGCUCGCCUCAAGGACAGAGAAUACGUUGCAGGACCCGGCAAGGGCAAAUACUCCAUCGCCGACAUCGCCCUGCUCGGCUGGGCCAACAUCGCCGUCUUGUCCGGCGUGGAUCUGCCCAACCUGUUCCCUAAUGUCGUCGCCUGGCUGGACAGGUGUCUGGCCCGGCCCGGCACUAAGAGGGGCUUCGCCGUCCCCAAGGAGAGCGAAUUUGUCAACGCCGCCGUGGCCAAGAAGAUCGCUGAGGACCCCGAGGAGAAGAAGAAGGCCGACGAGAUCAAGAAGCUACUGGAUGAUGCCAAGGCGCAGUAUGGAUACAAGUAUGCUUCGCCUUAGGAGCUGCUCGACGGGGCGAUGCAUGAGCGUCCAAUCAGACAAAACAGAGAUUACAAAAGUUCUGAAAGAAAUAGUAAACAUGAUUGAUUCAUUCUGGAAAG